CGGAGGUUCGCUCGAAGCGAUGUUGAGGCUCUCGCUGACGCUCUUCGUGCUCCAGCUCCUACUCGGAAGCUCAGCGCUGCGGCUGAGCUCCGCUCCCAGCAGCCGUCGCACCGCACUCAGCCAAGCCGCGGCGGCGGCGGCUGCCAGCACAGCGUUUGCGCAUGCCGCUUGGGCCGAGCCGCCCCCGGCUGAGGCGGUACGGGGCCACCUCUCCGAGCUGAAAGCGCUGCUCGCAGAUAAGGAGAACUUCGUGACCGCUCUGAGCGACGGCGCGCCCUACAAGCUCCCGGCGCAGAUCCCGUUCACCACCUUCCAAAAGCUCGAAAAGACUAGCGAUCCCGAGUUCAUGGAGGCGGCUAUCGACUACGCUGAGGCGUACCGCGGGGUGAAGGACCUCGUGAAGCUGGCGCGGCUGACCAAGCAGACGGUCGCCGUCAGCACCAAGGAGCCUGGCAAGCCGCGCAAGGAGACGCAGGUGAGAUACGGCGACGUGCCCGACUCGGGCCUCGCGACCGCCAAGGAAUACGCGGAGCGAGCGGCUGACGAGAUCCUAGGCGCGACAGGAGCUCGUGAGGUCGGCGCGAGCGUCGCCCUCGACGCGGCGGUCAAGUACAUGGGCACCGCCAAGUGAGGGGGAGGUGCUUCAGCGCGGUUGCACGCCCCGCGCGGCUGCUUAGAGGUGUCUCUAACCGUGGCCCGCUCGUUGCACGUCGUACUACCACACUGAGAGCGCAUCUCAGCGCAGAGCCCUCUCAGUCUCAUACAGGGACGGGUCCGCGGAAAGUUUCUAGCUCCUAAACUCCUACGGCUUUACCUUCGGCCUACCCGAACGUCUUUUUCAGUGUCAGGGGCGUCUUAUUGCUCUGUGUGUUGAUAAUGAUGU
Messenger RNA from Emiliania huxleyi CCMP1516, 883 nucleotides. RefSeq lists its product as hypothetical. Lineage: Eukaryota; Haptophyta; Isochrysidales; Noelaerhabdaceae. The coding region runs from base 20 to 631 and encodes 203 amino acids. The record is from RefSeq and is a predicted model, not a curated record. The transcript is spliced from 6 exons.